UACGCUGUCUCAGCCGCCAUUGUGGAACCUGGCAAUCCCGGCUAGUAUAUUACACAUCAUUACUGUACGAUGCUUAUUACUGUGUGAUCCCUGACCAGGGCUGAGAAAAUUGAGCUGUGAGAAAUGAGAACAUCAAUACAAGAAGCAUGGACAAGACUAAGAGGAUCUUAAAUCUUACCCUGGAAAUCAUCUACCUGCUGACUGGGGAGGAUUACACAGUAGUGAGGAAGACAUCCAGUGAGUGUGAGACUCCCAGCAGUCGCCCCCGUGUGUUAGGAGGACUGAGCAAGACUCAGAGCCCCAUCACUGUGCCUCUACCUUACUCACUGAUACAUGAGAGACACAAUGACCAGAAGAUCCUGGAUCUCACCAACAAGAUCAUUCAGCUGCUGGCUGGAGAGAGUGAAGACCUGACUAUCAUUAAGGUAGAAGAUACAGAGGGAGAAGAAGAGACUUAUGUGAGGGGUGAUCAACAGUGUAAUGAGGAUGAAAUCCCUACAGAUAUCAGCACAGAUGGGCCCAGUAACAGAGAUACCCCAGAGAGAUGUCCCCGUCCUCUGUAUUCCCAGGAUUGUACAGAGGAGAAUCACAGGAUCCCACAGGAGGAUCAGGAUGAAGAUCUAACUGAUAUUAAGGUGGAAAUUAUAGUGGGAGAAGAAGAGACGUAUGUGAGGGGUGAUCAGCAGUGUAAGGAGGAGGAAAUCCCUACAGAUAUCAGCACAGACAAUGUCACCAGCAGGAGAACCUCAGGAGAGCAUCUCAGUUUGUCCACAGAUUUGGCAAAGGAUGAUAACAUCACCCGGGAGAACGCCAUUCCGGUCAAUGUACGUCCAGCACCUCGCAGUGCACAUUCAUCAUCAUCAUCUGAUCCCUGUGAUCCAGAGACGUUCCUUCCUGAUCGCGCCGAGAUGGCUGCGGCUAGUGCGGCUCAUGCAGGCGACGACAUCUUCUCCUGUUACGAGUGUGGGGAAUAUUUCAUACACCAGUCCAGCUUUGUGAGGCACUUGCAGACUCACACAGGUAACAGAAGCUUUCCCUGCCCUGAGUGCGGGAAAUGUUUUACCGGUAAAUCCAGUCUGAUCUCCCAUCAGAGGACUCACACGGGCGAGAAGCCGUUCCCCUGCUCCGAGUGCGGGAAAGGGUUUACGCAGAAAUCGUAUCUGGUCACCCAUCAGAGGAUCCACACGGGCGAGAAGCCCUUCCCCUGCUCCGAGUGUUGCAAACAGUUUACACGAAAGUCUGACCUCGUCAAGCACCAGAGAAUUCACACGGGGGAGAGGCCGUUUCCCUGCUCCCAGUGCGGCAAGUGGUUCAAGUGGAAAUCGAACCUGGCCACGCACCUGAGAUUUCACAGGGGCGAGAAGCAGUUCCCCUGCUCGGAGUGUGGCAAGUGCUUCACGCAGAAGUCAGACCUCGAAAAGCACCAGAGGAUACACACCGGCGUGAGGCCGUUUCCCUGCCCUGACUGCGGGAAGUGGUUUACCAGGAAGUCGCAUCUCGUUGUGCAUCAGACGACUCACGCAGGAGAGAGGCCGUUUACAUGAGCAUGUGGGCACGAAAUCCGGCUACACCGAUCCUCCUUCAAUAUUUAUAAAAUCGGAAAAUUGUAAUUGUUUUACUGAAUGCGUGAGCUCCUAUCCCAAAAAGUAACUUGACAUCACUGAGUUAUGCUGGAGUUCCAACCCGUACGGAGCUCCUUGUCGCUGCAGAAGACCCACAUGACAUGCCUAGACCUCAUUUUCCCGUUUCCUUUCCAGAAACUGGCAAGAGGGCAUCGGUUUUUGGAUCUGACUCAAGCUGAGGACCAUAUUGUAGAACAGUGGUAGCCAACCUUUGGCACGCCAGCUGCUGUGGAGCUACACAUCCUAGCAUGCCCUGCCACAGUUUUGCUGUGCAUUACAGUGUAAAGGUGCCAGGCUAACCAUAUAGCAAAGAUUGGUUCAUUAAAGGGGCUUGGGCAUAACCCACUUUAAGCACUGUUGGCCUUCACAUGUAGCUGGCUCGAUGGUUCCUUUUGGAAUUACCCAACCUCCACCAAAAUCUGGUCUGCAGUAGAAUGUGAAGGGCUGGGAAUAACGAAAAAAAGUGUUUUGGCCUCUGCCGUUCUUGCACACUUAGAGGUUUAUUUACUUAGCCUUGGAUGGAGAUAAAGUAUCAGCCAAUCAGCUCCUAACUGCCAUGAUACAGGCUGGGUUUGAAAAAUGUCAGUUAGGAGCUGAUUGGCUGGUACUUUAUCUCCAGCCACUUUAUCUCCGUCCAAGUCUUAGUAAAUAGACCCCCAAGGGCCUUACAAUCGCAGAACUGAAUCUGAAUUAGCCCCUUAUUCCAUAACCCAAACUUUAUUAUUCAUUAGAGAACUUAGUGUACACUAACAAAAGCCGCCGGUUCUCAGUAGGAUUGACCUCGAAGUUUAAAGCGGCACUAAGGUUAGAUGCAAAUCUCCAGCAUGCUUUGCAGGUAAGAUCAGCACCACUUUAACUUGUGAUGCCAAGCCCACGGGGGAAGCGCCAACUUGCAAUGGUCUCUGCUUCCCAAAAAUACCCCCUUGAAUCCUCAAAAAAAAUAUGGAAGCCUGGCAGUAACGAGGAGGAUGAGAACGAAGCAAGCAGGGACUUAACCUUUUUACGACAGCUGUGAUGUUAUAAAUGUAGGAUGUUCUAAAAACCGCGACUUAGAACACCGUGUAAGCAGCCAUUGUAUGUGCUGAACCAACAUGAGAGAACAUCCUGUCCAUUCACUAGGAACCUGAGGCGUGGGGAGGUACCCAAUGAGAAGGCUAGCAGUGUUCUGUGGCUUCCUGUGCUGUGACCCUUCUGCUUUGCUUACUGUGCUGUUUGUAUAUACUGUAUGGCAUUUUUAUAUAAAUCCUUACCCUUUGUGCACUGUAGGCUGCAUAGUCGACUAACAGAAUAUUUUAGGGUUAGUAUUCAGUUUUGUAUCUGUUCCUUUAAUAUUCUGUAUAUACUAAGUAGAUGUAACUAGGUGUGUGUGUGUGUGUGUGUGUGUGUGUGUGUGUGUGUGUGUCAUAAUAUACAGUAC
Molecule: messenger RNA, 3039 nt
Organism: Pseudophryne corroboree (corroboree frog)
Lineage: Eukaryota; Metazoa; Chordata; Amphibia; Anura; Myobatrachidae
Product: oocyte zinc finger protein XlCOF6.1-like
Exons: 7
Coding region: 147-1544 (465 amino acids)
Biological process (GO): regulation of transcription by RNA polymerase II
Molecular function (GO): DNA-binding transcription factor activity, RNA polymerase II-specific; RNA polymerase II cis-regulatory region sequence-specific DNA binding
Source: RefSeq, a predicted model, not a curated record